AUGGCAAAAAUUGCUACAUCAUUUGUAAAUCACUACAAAUUGACUCUACAAACUAGUUUACCAGAGCUUAGUAGUUAUGUCGAAGAGUUGGCUAGUAAACUUUCAAAUGGCAAGACAAAAGAGCAGGCCCGGAAAGCUAGAGAUCAGGCUAAAAGACGCUUCCAAGAGUUGGGAUUAAGUAAGGAGCAAGCUGAUAUUCUUAUUCCUAUUCGAUCCCCUGGGAGACAUGUUGAUGAAAGAGAUCCUAUCAAAAUUAUUGCCCAGAAUAUUAUAAAAAAUAAUCUCUCACCUGAAGAGAUAAAUGGAAUAGCAUAUGACUUGGCUUCUUCUGCUCCCACUACUGUUGCCGGAAAUUCUCGGCUUAAUUUAUUACGAAAAGAGUUGCGCAAACUUGGGGUUGAUUAUCUCAUCACUGAGGCAACGAAAAUACCCUUUGUUACUGAAGAAGCAAAUCAGAUUCAAGCAAGAAAACUACUGAAAAAACUUAAUCUGAAAAUUAAAAUCGAACGUCCAGAUUAUUCCGAUGAUGAAUUCUCCGAUUCUGAUUUACCUCCACUUAUUCCAAUCUUUACCGGUAGACAAAAUGGGAUAGCUAUAACCAGGUCCUUUAGAGACUACUAUUUGAGUCAUACAUCAGAUGAAACAGAUCUUAUUUCUGCAAUUCUUGAAGAAGAUUAUGGGUUAGAAGGUAUAUCUGAUGAUGAUUUGAUAGGUGAAGAAAUAAAAUGCUUAGAUUUACAGUUUUACUAUAAAGGAAAGUGGCGAAGCUUAGUUGGCACCGAAGUAAUAGACUUUCAAAUUCGCAAAAAUCCAUCAUUCGAUUUGGUUCUGGGACAAGAAUGGUUAUGGAUGCAUAGAGCAAAAAUGAGCUUUGGAUUUUCUUCUGAAACCU
Messenger RNA from Racocetra fulgida, 892 nucleotides. The record is from the annotation of a GenBank genome assembly. NCBI's taxonomy places the organism in Eukaryota, Fungi, Glomeromycota, Glomeromycetes, Diversisporales, Gigasporaceae.